UGGUAUACUAGAAAGUACAUAACUACAUUUAUAGUAAUCAAAAAAACUUGUUGUACAUGCAUAUCACAUUAUGGCUAGUAGUAGUAAAGAACUGAUGUUAGGAGAAUUUCAGUUGCCAGACUGUACCCGAGACGAUGAAUCUGUACAAGUGUCUAGUCGUAGAAGCCAGUGCGUAUCUUUGGCAGAUAGAGAGAGUAACAAUUUCCAUGGCCCAGUAACACAUAAUAUGAAACUUCUAUUGAAUGAGUUCAAAGGACUUUACGAGGAGAAGCUAAGGCGCCUUGAAGUUGAAUCAAGAGAUGAGAAUAAUGAAGAAGUGCUACGCAUGAAAGUAAGGAUCCUUCAUUCGUAUGUAAAUGAUUUGAGUGACCAAAACCAAGUUCUUGUUCAGACAGUUGAAGAUCUUGAAAAAGAAGCUGAUGAGAAAGUUUCAUAUUUGGAUGUAAAGCUGUUGAGAGCCAAGCAAACACUCAAUAAUUAUAAAACCAUUAUUUCAGAAAAAGAGAAAGUGGCAACAGGGCUAGCAAAAACUAAGGAGUCUUUACAACAUGAGAUAAGUGUUCUCAGCUCAAAGUGGGAAUGCACAGAAAAAGCUGCUGAAUGCCUACGCAGUGAGAAUUUGGAUAUGAAGAUUGACAUUGCCACUCUUAUUGGAGCCAUGCAGCAAGGGAGAAUAAUGCAGAAACUUGACUUCUCUUCACUUACCCUAAGGACCGUUCCAUUUGAGUAUGUUGCAGGACCAACUGAUUGCCACUCACAAAUUCCUAAACCAGAAGCUAUUCUGAAUAAGCAUGUUGACAACCUAAAGUCCCAACUGGAUGCCAGGGACAGGGCUAUUCAAGGUCUAAAAGAUGAACUCGAGAAAGCUUUGUAUGAGAGAGAUAAGAGUAUGGAUGAGGCUUCAGAAAGGAACGAUGCACUCUCUAUGUUGCAAAGCAAGCUGCAAGCUCUUCAGAAGUCUGAAUUGGCGAAAGUUGGACAGAUUGCAGAUAAAGAUAUCAUAAUUACAAAACUCCGUACAGAGCUGCAGUUUGCCCAGCAGGAUGGAAAUGCUAUUCAGAACGAGUUGUCUUUCCAACAGAAAAAGGUUAGUGAGUUACACAAGGCAAUUGGAAAGCUAAAGGAAGAGAUGGCAGAAAAGGAUGCAGAUAACACUGUUUUUUUCAAGUCAAGCAAAAUUCUUGAAAAAAAAUCAGUGAUGCUGACAACAGAGCUUCAGAAAAGAGGAGACGAGCUACAGAGACAGCAGAAGGAAAUACUUUCCCUGCAACAGAAAAAAGAUGGACUCUUUGCUGAGUUUCAAACUCAGGAGCACAGGAUUUUCCAGCUUCAGGAAUCACUGCAAAGUAGGGAUGUUGAGGCUGAGCAUUGGAAGGCUCAAAUCGCACAGCUGCAGAGUGAGCUGGAAGCUACCCGUAACUUGUAUAAGCAGGCCACACGUCAGCUCGAAGACCUAAAGCUGACCGCUCAGCAGCAAGGGCAGUCUUCAAAGGACAAUCAGAAUGUGCUUACUGCUGAAGCUGCCCACUGGCAUGAUGCUUUUGUGGCUCUCAAAUCUGAUUUCAUAGAACUUGAAAAGAAGCAUCUUCAAGCUUUAGCUCAGAUCAGCUACAAAGAGGAAGCGACAAAGAAACUCAAUGCAGAAUUUAUGAAAACAACGGCCAAGCUGGAUGAUACCAAACAUGAGCUAGAGGGGGUGCAGGCAGAGCUUGUCGAGGCCAGUUGUGAGCGGGAUGCAGUACAGAUUGAGGUACAAACCAAAGUGGCCAUGGUGACAAAGAGUCUAACAGAAGAAUGUACAAGGAAAAUCCAGGAGCAACAGCUGAAACUAAGGCAGAUAAAUGAGGAUCUGACUGGUUGUAAAGAGAGGUACACUUCUGCAAAAGAAGAGAUUUCUGCGCUCGAUCAAGCUAUUGUUGAUAAAAACGAAGAGUUACAACAACUUCAGCUUAAAUAUCAAGAGUCUCUAGAAGACAAUGGCCGGCUACAGACAAGGCUGGAAGCUCUAACUGUAACUGCUCAAAGUGAACAGGAAGUUCACAACAAUGAGAUAUGUUGUACUGAAGAUAUAAUCCAUAAACUGAGGAUGCAGCAGUUUGAGUACGAUGAGAAAAUGACAUUAGCUGAGGGAAAGAUCCAUCAGCAGGAACAAAUGCUUGUAGAAUUGCAAAAGAAGUACCUGGUUGCAGUGGAUGAUGUUGAAAAAAAGAAUCAGUUAAUAUGCUAUUUAGAGAAGCAGCUUGAACAAACUCAGCUGUCUGAUAAAGAAGCGGUAUUGGAGGUGAAUGAACGUGGAGAAACAAUAAGACAUUUACAACUGGAUAUGAACUCCUUGAAGGCAACACAAGAUUCUUUGAAGAGGACAGUGGCACUUAAAGAGCAUCUUAACAAUGAACUAUAUCAACAGUGUGAUAACAUGAAGCAAAUGCUUGAGGAAAUGCAAUAUAAGUUAAAGAACAGUGAAGAGCAAGUUAAUACCCUGGGUUUAGAAGUUGGCCUGCUGAAGUCCAGAUUACAGGAAAAGACAGAAAAAUCUCAGCAGCUGGAAGAUCAAAUUCUGAAACAGCAGGAGGCUCUAAGUAGGGCAAGUGAAACUCUGAAAGAUACAAGGAAAGCGGCUGGUAAUAAGAUACAUAAGAAAGAAAACAAACUUGGAAUACUGCAGAAGGAAUUGUCAGAAGCUCAAAAUCAAUACACUGCAUGCUAUAAUGAGUUGCUCCAUAGGGAAAAUCUUAUGCAGAAGCUGAAGGACGAGACCGUGCAGCUGACAGACCAAAUAAAGGCGCAAUCCCAGGACAUUAACAAGCUGAACAGUGAAAAGAAAAAACUUGAGAUGGAGUUGGCGGUUGUCAUGGAGAAACACAGAACGGCACAACAAGAGGUGAACAACAGAGAUCAAAUCAUUUUGCAGCUAAAGACCAAUCUAAAAACUAUGGAGGAGAAAUACUUAGGCUCACAAGAAGAACUGGGCUUUCAUGAGACUGAGGUCACCAGACUUAAUCAGAAGCUGAAAUGCCUGCAGAGUGAAGUACGUGAGCUGUGGUAUAAAUGUAGUGAACAGGAGGAUCGUAUGAACCAAGCAGAAAAGGAGAACCAGCAACUCCAGCAUGAAAAUAAUAUAUAUGCAGAACAGAUUCAGAACCAUAUUAAGACUAUUGAACAGCUGAACUCUGACCUUGAUGUCACAAAACAAUCUCACACUACCGAUUUGGAACGCUGGAACCAAAAAACAUCCCUUCUACAAAAACAACUGGAUUUAGCAAAUGAAGAGCAACAGGAAGCUCACAGUAAAGUGCACGAGUACAAAACUUCAGUAGCAAAGCUAAAAGAACAGUUGGAUAAAACAGAGCAAUUAUUUGAGGAAGCUAUUGAAAAGGCUGAGCAAUAUGAAGAAUCACUUAAAAAACAAAACUUAGAAGUUGCACAUUUGAGACAAUAUGUUGAAGACCUCCAAAAAAAAGUGGAUGCAAGCAACAACUUGACAAAGGCCUGUGAAUCAACUGCUGAUCUCUUCAAACAAAAAUAUCAAACUUGUAUGGAGAAAGUACAGGAACUAGAGGCACAUAUACAGAGUCUGGAGGAAGAAAUACAAAAUUAUAAUAACCAGAUCCAUGGAGUCAAUGAAACAGUCCACAACCUGAAAGCUGAAAUACUGAGCCUGCAACAUCGGUAUGAUAAAAAGUGUAACCAGAUGGAGAAUUCGGAAGAGGCAAUUGACCAACUUACAGAAGAGCUACAGACAGCUCAGGAAAAUGUAAAGAACAGCAAUGAUCGUGUCUGUGACUGUGAAAGACUAAUACAGGAAUUAAAGGAUGAAGUGGAGCAUUUACACAAAGAGAUUUCAGAUGAAGAGAAUACAAUCCUUCGGCUUCAGUCCGAUUUAACAUUGUACCAAUCCAGUCAUGGUCAUUCAAAUGAGGAAUUUGAAGCCCAGCGUUCUCAUAUUGAACACCUGCAAAAGGAACUUGAUUCGGUGAGAAAACAAUGCCACGAAAAGACAGAAGAAUGUGAGAGAACCAUGCCACAACUGAAGGCUGAAUCAGUUAGAGCGACUGAACUUCAGAAAAAGUAUGCCCUUGAGAUUGAAAAACUUGAACGGACACUGCAGUCUCUGCAUCUGGAUGUAGCUGCUUCUCAUCAGGACCACAAGUUGGCAAUUGUGCGACUUGAACAAGAAAUUGAGCAACUUGAAUCAGAUCUUGCAGAAGCUAGUAAUGCCUGUUCCCAAAAGGAUCAAGCUAUACGCAAGAGAGAUGACCUUCUGAAAAAGUCAGAGAGCGACCUCCUUCAAGCAGGUGAAAGUAUCAAAGGCAAAGUGUCCGAGAUAGAACACCUCAAUAGUGUGGUCAAGAACUUCAAAGCCGAUAUCCAGGGUAUUCAGAAAGACAAAAGGCAAAAAGAACAGGAAAACAUGACUUUAAAGACUGAGAUCCAGCAGCUUAACCAGGAGCUGCAAGAGGUUCAUAAGCAGUAUAGAGAGACAGCCCAAGAGCUAGCCAUUCUGGAUGAGAAGUUUCUUUUAAUGGAAUCCAGCUUAAAAGCAACACAAGAACAGCUAACUGAGAGAGUGGCAGAAACUGUUCGCCAUGAGCAGAUGAGUCGAAAGCUGCAGACUGAGCUCAAGACCAUGAAAGAACGUGUUUCAACUGCAGAAGAAGAAGUAACUGAGUACAAGCAAAUGGUUGAAACACUUAAAACGGAUCUAAACACAAUAAAGAACAACCACCAGCAAGCUCUUCAGGAAACUAUGAAAUACCAGCAGAUGAGUCAUAAAAUGGAGGUGGAGAACACUAGUGCAAGAGAUCAAGCAAGGACCUUAAAACAGCAGCUCCAGCAACAAGAGGAGUUAGUGAGGUGUUUGAGGGAAGAGCUUGAUCAGGAACAAAACCGAUAUCAGGAUCAGCAAAGACAGCUCAACAGGUUAAAACUUCACUUUACUGAGAUGGAAACAGAGGUGGAACAGUUAAGAAUAAAACAGAAAAAUGAUACUCACACGGUUAACCAUUAUGAAGAGACUUUGGCAAAACAGCGUGCAGAGCUGAAAGAGGCCAUAGAAUCAUACAAAAUGUGCAAUAGAAAUCUCAUGGCUGCAGAACAGAAUAUUCAUGAACUUAAAUUAGAGAUAUCCCUGAUAAAGGGAAGCCACAAAGAAGAUGAGGACAAGUUGAAUGACAAUAUUAAAUUGGUGGCUAUCCUUAAUACAAACCUCACCAACACCCAACAGGAAAAUGAAAAAUUAAAAGAAGACAUUUUUGCUAAUGAAAUGAAGAUGAAACAUCUUAAUUCAGAAGUUAAGAAAGUGAAUGAACUCCAUAAGCAGACAGAAGUAGAGGUACAGAACAAUGAUGAGCAAACGUCUGCGCUAACAAAGCAGCUAUAUCAGAUGCAAAGAAUGUGCCAAGAAAACAUCAAAGAUCUUGCAAAUAAGGAAGAACAGUUGGUUAUAUUAAAAACAGAAGUAGUUAGUCUCCAAGAGAAGUUCAGAUGCAAAGUGGAAGAGGCAGAGAAUCUGAGAAAUGGUCAUCUUAUUUUAAAACAAAAAUGGGAUGCCUCAAAGACAGAGCUGGAAACUGUGCACCAGGCUCUGGAAGCUUCAAGAAUGGACAACAGUCGCCUCCGUCAGGAAAGUGAGUUAGUGGUUGCAAAUGUGAACCGCUGGAUCAAAGAACAAAAAAUUGCCAGUGAUAACUUGGGUGCAAAGAUAAAGGAACAAAACAAACUCCUGGCCAUUGUCAGUGCUGAAAAAGAUCAUUUGCAAGAAACCAAAGAAGCCCUGGAAAGUGAACUUAAGAACUUGAAAGCAGAAAUGGAAGAAAAUAAAGUAGAAAAGGAAUGUCUGAAGACACAACAGAAUCAUUCUGUUAAUCAGCAAGCACUUCUUAAUCAGCUUCGAGAUCGUCUAGAAUUACAGGAGCAUGAACAGGAGAGCCUCAUGGCACAGAAGCUGUCCACCAUUGAAGAAAUGCACAGCCGGUUAAAGGCCAAUAUUGAAUCAAUUCAGCAGCUUAAUCAACAGCUUAACACGCUGAGCAAAGAGAAUUUACAUCAGAGGAAACUAUUGGAGAAAGAACAAGCUAAACGUAAACAGCUUGAGCUGCAGUUAAAGACGUGCAAUCAGAUCUCUUUCUCCCCUAGGGCCCCACUAGAAACGAGACAAGAGCAGAAACAUCAUCUUAGCCAGCUUGAGCCCCCCCAUCAGGAGGCAAGGUCCUCUGACCCAGAUGCCAUUUCACAUUUAUACCAAGUGCUUGAAAAAGAGCCCUUCAGGACCUCUGACAGAGAAAGAACAGAAACUUUAACAAGAAGGGAUCUUGAAGAACCGUGGAUAAGAGACUCACUAGAUAAAUCAUACUGGAUUCAGCGAGUUGGAGAGCUCUCUGCACAGCUGCAAGAAAGUACUGAAUACUGGUCAGAAAAAAUGAACGAGCUAACCAUGGAAAUAGAACAAGCACAUGCUGGUUCACCAAAGAAAUAAACCAUUCUGUCAACAAGGACAAAAGCAUUAAAAGCAGUUAGCUUAUUAUUAGCAAACAUAUUAUGAACAUUAUUCCAAAACACUUACCUCAGAAUUCCUACACUACUACAAACAGUUACUUUAAAACUAUUUUAAGCAAUGCACACAACUGCUUACUUUAUACACAGAUGCACUGAGGGAAAAAAAUAAAAUGUAUUGUCAAUUAUUUUUUGCUACCUCAUCAAAGAAGCAGUCAAACAGUCUAUCUUCAUUGAAAAUCCUGAUGUAAUUCAAUCAUUUUCUGUUGUGUUUUUGUUGAUUUUUUUUUUCUUAAUUUUUUUUUUAAUUUCCCAAUGCAAUUUAUUCUCCAUAAAAAAAAUCUGGUUGUAUAUGUGUGCAUAGUUUGAAAUAUGUUUUUAAAAAAAGUAUGUUUAUCAAUAUAGUCAUUGGUCAGCAGCAUGUAUUAUCAUACAGUAUAUGCAUUACAGUGCCCAUAUGGAGUCUACAGUAAAUUAGCUGUCACCCUUAUCCAGUGAUCCCAUUUUCUCAUAAAUAAAAUUAAAUUAAAAAAAUAAAUGAAUCACCUUGUACUGUAUGUGUGUCGUGCAUGCUGAUAAUGCCAUUUAACAAAUUCAGAUGUUUUAGAGGGUUUUUUUGUCUUUUUUUUUUUUUUUUUUUUUACUUCUUGCACUAAUGGUUGGAAACAGUAAGUGUUUUGUUUGUUUUGGUUUUUUUUUUACUUUUUUUUUGACCAAAAAAUACUAAUGGGACAAAAUAAAAAAACAUAUUUUCUAUUGUAUUUAUCAGUUCUUGUUAGGUACUGUAACACAUACAAUUUAUAACAUGGAUGAGUUAUUAUCUAGACACCUUUAUGUUAGUAGCCAAGAAUAAACAUCUGGCAAAUGAUACAUGCAUUCUACCAUUGGGAUAUCCAGCUACAAAUCCUGCGUGAAUGGUUCACAGACAUACAGAAAUCUCUCUUUCAGACCACAGCCAUUAUGAUGCUUAUAGUAUGUACAUCUUUCAAACAGAGUAUUAAAACUAUGAAUCAGAAAUGCUUAUGUGUUACAUUGUACAUCAAUCCCAUUUAAACAUGUAGAUGAGAGUGUGUUAGCAAAUCUAAAUUCUUGCACCUUGACUGACUAUCCUUUUUCUCAUUCUAUAGAAGCAGAGCUACAUUAAACAGUUGACAUGUUUUUUCCAUGGUUUAGUAAUUUAAAAGACAAGGCCUUUUAGUGGCAGCAGUGGUUUUACACUUUCUCUGAAACAAAUUAUGGAAAUUAGCUAACUCGCUAGCUUUUUUUAAGGUUUAAGACCUAAAACAAACCAGCUGCAAAGACAGUGACUCUUGGAAAUAACCAUGAGCAUGAUCAUUUGUUGUUCUUAAAAACUGGUAUAUUUUACAGAGGUAAACUUUGCUUUUGAUGUGUUUUUAAUUUAUUUUUACUUGGCUGGAUAAAACCAUGACCCUCCCAAACAUGCAUUCUAAUUUUCAAUGCAGCUAGCAUUUUUGUAAGAAAGAAACCAGAAUUGGGAUUUCUCUAUCCUCAUCUUCCUGCAGUAAUUGUAGUUAAUGAACAUGUGGUUUUGUGUGUGUGUGUGGUCUACUGGAAAAUACUAGUGCACUAAAAAUUGCAGUUUCAGUAUUUUUGUUUCGUCCAAAAUUAGCAUUAUCUUUUAUGUGAAUCAUAUAACCCUGUUCCAACAGGGAUGUUGACAAUUAUAUAACUGAUUAUGGUACAUUACUUUAUUCCAACAUUGAUAUUCAGACAUCUACAAAGAUGCUUUUGCCUUAAAUGCAUUUAGCGUGUGUAUUCCCUCACCUAGAGGGUUGAUGUUUCAAAUGAGAUUAUAACAAGAAAUAUGAAUACUGUAAGCUGGUAACAUCAUUUUGCUCUCUAAUUCCCUGAACUCUAAUCCAUUCCAUCUUGGUAAUUAAGGCCCCUGACUGCAAUGAAUGAUAUAAAGUAUAUAGCAUUUUUAUUCUGCAUGUGUGUGCUGUUUAGAUAUAGGCACAAAAACAUACUCUCCUUUGUUUUAUUAUAUUAUAGCAUUAUGUAUUUUCAGUAAUUAAGAUGAUGCUAUGUGAUCACAA
Molecule: messenger RNA, 8549 nt
Organism: Acipenser ruthenus (sterlet)
Lineage: Eukaryota; Metazoa; Chordata; Actinopteri; Acipenseriformes; Acipenseridae
Product: interaptin-like
Exons: 41
Coding region: 71-6475 (2134 amino acids)
Biological process (GO): spermatogenesis
Source: RefSeq, a predicted model, not a curated record